This is a messenger RNA of Oncorhynchus kisutch (coho salmon), 1762 nucleotides long. RefSeq names its product translocon-associated protein subunit alpha-like. Gene Ontology annotation, cellular component: endoplasmic reticulum membrane; endoplasmic reticulum. The record is from RefSeq and is a predicted model, not a curated record. Bases 117 to 971 code for a protein of 284 amino acids. The transcript has 9 exons. Lineage: Eukaryota; Metazoa; Chordata; Actinopteri; Salmoniformes; Salmonidae.
GACAUCACCAAUAUGUGCAUAGUAUGGUGCGUCUCAGAAACUCUCUUAUCCCACCCCUUCGCUAACCUUUCUCUGACUGCUGAUGUGUAGCAAGCUACAAACUUGACGGCAGCAAAAUGUUUAAUUUCGGAUCAAAAAUACUUGUACUUUUCCUCGUGACUUUCCCAUGUGGCCAGAGGUCGUUCUGCCAGGUAUCUGCAGAAGAGUCUGCGGAAGACAUCGCCCCACAUGCAACAGUCGAUGAGGAAGAGGAGGAUGAGUUGCUGGUGGAGGAAGAUCAGGUCCCAGGCUCAGAAUCAGAAGAUGACUUAGAUGAAGAUGCUGCAGUUGGAGAUGUAACCUCUCACCCUGAUGCUGACACCACCAUCAUCUUUGUGACCGGGGAAGAGUUCCCAGCCAAUGAGAUUGCGAAGUUUCUGGUGGGUUUCACCAAUAAGGGAAGCCAGGAUUUCACUGUCCAUUCCCUGGAGGCCUCCUUCCGUUACCCUCAGGACUUCCAGUUCUACAUCCAGAAUUUCACAGCCUUGCCCCUGAGCACUGUGGUCCAGCCCCAGCAGCAGGCCUCCUUUGAGUACUCCUUCAUACCUGCUCAGUCCAUGGCUGGUCGUCCCUUCGGCCUGGUCAUCCUACUCAACUACCAGGACAGUGAGGGCAACGGUUUCCAGAUGGCCAUUUACAACCAGACCGUCACUAUCGUUGAGCUGGAGGAGGGACUGGAUGGAGAGACAAUGUUCAUGUACAUCUUCCUGACUGGAUUAGUUGUCUUGGCGAUCUUUGGCAUGUACCAGGUGCUGGAGUCUAGGAUGAGGAAGAGGCUCCCAGUGAAGGUGGAGACGGGCACCGGUGGGAUGAACGAUGUGGACAUCAGCUGGAUUCCCCAGGAGACCCUCAACAUCAUGAGCAAGGCAUCGGCAUCCCCUAAAGCCUCCCCGAGGAAACGCACUAAGAGAGCGGCUGGAGUAGAUCAAUAAAUCAUUCCAUGAUGCGGCCAUCUUCAUAUCAAUGUCCACCAGUCCCAUGUUCAAGGCCCAUGCCAUCACAAGCUCCAACAACCCAACCAACAUCAACCUCUGGGUGGACCUAGUUAGUUAUUCAAGAGCUUUUCCGAUAUGCCCCCGAUACAUAGGCCUACACCAAACGUUCUUGGACUGAAGAUAGUGGUGUCAUGAAUGUGUCCCAUUUAGACACCACUCCAGCUGGACAUUUUGAGACUGAUAUAAGACUAAAGACUGAGUAAAUGGAUCACCAUGCCAGAUCCAUGAAAGAUGGGUGAGACGUGGAGUGUUAUACCUGCCAAAGAAACCAGUAAUGCUACACCAAGUAUUUCAAUCAUCUUGUUUUUUUUGUUGUACUUUUUGUAAUGAAUGCUUUAAUUUCUGAAGUAUUACGAUAUUAAGGGUUUUGUUCUAUUUCAUUCUGUGCCUCACGACUCCCUCAGUUCAUCUACACAGUCAGGAAUUGAGAUGGUGACCUCAAAGUUCUUCCAAGGGAAAGCUUUCCUUGUUCAUGUCAUACUUUGAAAUAUCAUAAAGCUGCUGUGAAAUGCUCAUUGAAGAGAAUUUAGAAAGUAAAGUCCACCCGCUACCAAGUUACAUUGUUAAAUAUGAAUGAUGCAACUGUAUUUCAAACAUGACUUGCUGUCAGUGUCAGGUUACAUUUUAUCCCAGACCAUAUACCACCAUAAAUGUACCUACAGUACAUUGGUGAAAUGCUGUAAUUAAAAAAAUAAAAUAAUAAAAGGUCAAAAAAUCUGGAUAAGAAA